AUGUUAAAUUCCCCGAAAUGCAAACGCAAAAAAUCUUCGAAUGCAAAAGAAUCCUUCCCUUCGCUGCCAAUACCAACGAAAAACCACAACCAAAGUGACCCGAAAUUUGUUGUUAUAAAAUCUACUGACAGCUCUCAUUCGCUCUCUAAAUACAGCGUAUUCGCUAAAAAGAAAGCUUUAGAUGGAAUUAGUACUGAAUACAGCUCAGUUAGCAUUCUGCGUGAUGGAAGUCUUCUAGUGCUCACUAAAUCUAACAAAGUGGCUGAAAAGUUUUUGAAAUGUAAGAACUUCGGCGGCUUAUGCCCUGUAUCAAUCGAUUUGCACGGAACUCUUAAUACUUGUAAAGGCACAAUAUUUGACCUUAACCCUGCCAACACGGACGAACAAGAAAUUCUUGAUGGCCUCAAAUCCCAAGGAGUUGUUGCUGUCUACAAAUUCACCAAAAUCCAAAACGGAGAAAAAGUCCCGACUGGCCGCAUUGUUCUCACAUUUAAUCUUUACAAAGUACCUGCUGAUAUUGACAUUGCUUGGUACUCAGUAAAAGUUGAAGAGUAUUUCCCCACACCCAUGCGGUGCCUCAAUUGCCAACUGCUUGGACAUACCACAAAAAAGUGCAACAAUAAUCGUACUUGCGAGACUUGUAAUUUCCCCCCACACCACCCUGAAGUAUGUUUACGCACAAUGUGCGCUAAUUGUUUGGGCGCUCAUUCAGCAUCCUACAAAGAUUGUCCACUGUACGAACAACAAAAACAAAUACUCAAAAUUAAAACACAAAACAAAUGUAGCUAUAAUGAAGCUAGACGUCUGUAUAAAAUACAAAACCCAUUGAGCGGUAAUCUGAAGCAAACUUACUCUUCGGUCACCAAACUCGCAUAA
Molecule: messenger RNA, 876 nt
Organism: Rhagoletis zephyria (snowberry fruit fly)
Lineage: Eukaryota; Metazoa; Arthropoda; Insecta; Diptera; Tephritidae
Source: RefSeq, a predicted model, not a curated record